UUUUCUGAUGAACGUGUGAGAUGGCUCAAAUGUGAUGUGUCCAAAGCCGCUGAUUUGAAAGCCACAGCUGCAAAAUGCAAAGAAUUCCAAGAUGUCAACGGCAUCAUUCACGCUGCUGGGGUGUUGGCUGAUAAGAUGUUGGCUGAGCAGACAGAGGAGAACAUCCGCAUGGCUUUUGGCCCCAAGGUCUUGGCUGCCUUGCUUUUGCCCAAGUUGCUGGAACCAACGGACUUUGUCGUCUUCUUUUCAUCGGUUGCUGCGGUGCUGGGAAGCCCUGGUCAGGUGCCUUAUUCGGCAGCAAACGCAGUCCUUGAUGGCUAUAGCGCAUUUGCCGUGCGCUCUCAAGGAUCCAGGAUGCUCAGCAUUCAAUGGGGCCCCUGGAAGGAAGCUGGCAUGGCAGCGAACGAGAAGGCUUUGAGGCGCGCAAGUGAUUUCGGCUUUGGCGCGUGGAGCAACGACCAAGGCUUUGCAAUUUUGGAAGAUCUUGUUCGGAUUGGUGCUGGAGGAGUCAUCUCUGCAGUUUCAGUAGCUUGGGAACGCUUCCAGUGGCCUAGCUAUUCCAGUUUGACCUCCAACUUUGUGCCGGCCAAGAGAUUUGUUCCCAAGUCAGAACUUGCCAGAUCAGAACCGUUCUCGCAAACGGCAGUGGUGACUACACUGAAGAACCUCACUGAAGCCAUGCUGGGGCAUGAAGUCAGCGCAGAAGAGCCUUUGAUGGAUGCUGGGAUGGAUUCACUCUUGGCAGUGGAGUUUGCCCGCCGCCUCAGCCGAGAAUUUGGGCAAGUGUUGCCAGUGACCAUUGUAUUUGAUUGCCCGACACUCGGUGCCAUUGCGGACAGGAUCAAAAGGGGCAUGACAACACAUGGUCUUGGAGAGACCACUUCGAAAGCAUUGCCCGUGGGGCUCACCAAUGGAAUGGCUCUUGUCUCAGCAAGCUCUUUGCUUCCGUUCUGUUUCGGCCUUGACAGUAUGCUUCAAGGGUUGGAUUGUGUGACAGGUGUACCAUUUGCCAGACUGGAUCUUGAUGCGUACUUUUCCCCGGAUAUCGAGGCUGAGGGCAUGACAUACACGAAGCAUGCAGCUUGUAUGGAUGGUGUUGAGUGGUUUGGCAACUUCUUCAACAUCAAUGCAACAGAGGCCAGGACUAUGGAUCCACAGCAACGCCUUCUCUUGGACACAGCUGUCUCGGCGAAUUGCGAAGCCUUGGACGGGUCUGAUGCUGCCGUUGUUGUGGGCAAAGCCAAUCAUGACUGGUCAUUCCAAGAUCACCUAGCUACAUCGUUCAUGGGCACUGCUGUAUCCCCUGCGAUCACUGCCAAUCGCCUUAGCUUCCUCCUCAACUUGAAGGGGCCUAGCAUGACGAUCGAUACAGCUUGCUCGUCCAGCCUUGUCGCGCUUGCUACAGCGAUGAGAUUGCCAAGCUCUCAAGCUUUGGUAGGUGGCACCCAUGUGAUCCUGAGCCCUGUGCCAUUCAUUGGAUCUUGCGCAGCAAAGAUGCUGUCCAAAGUUGGCCGCUGCCUGACCCUUGAUGCAUCCGCUGACGGAUAUUGCAGAGGUGAGGGCGUAGCAGCUCUGAUUUUGCAGCCCAGUGCAGAUGCCAAGGUCGCUGGAAUUCUGAGUGUGGCAACCAAUCAUGAUGGGCGAAGUGCCAGCCUCACCGCUCCAAAUGGGAAGGCGCAGGAGAACCUCUUUCGAACAAGUUUGGCCUUGGCUUCUUUGCAGACAGUGGAUGUUGUGGAGCUUCACGGUACUGGAACUAAGCUAGGUGAUCCUCUUGAAGCAGCUUCCACCAUGGCUGUUUUUGGCAAGUCAGGCAAGCCUGUUUGUGGAGCUGUGAAGUCAAACAUGGGUCACUUGGAAGGAUCAGCUGGUAUGGCUGGUCUCUUCAAGCUGAUUUGUACUCUUCGCAACAAAGCUGGGUCUCCGAAUUUGCAUCUGAAGUGUCUCAACCAACACAUCUCCAGCAACAUUAUUGUGAGCGAAGCCUGUGCCGAUCUCAGACAAAGCACGGCAACCUUGUCGGGGGCAGUGUCAUCUUUUGGUUUCGGUGGCAGCAAUGCCCAAGCGCUUUUGAUGCCUGGCACCAGAGGCAAGCCUUCGAGCAAACCCCAUGACUUGGGAGGCCAUUUCGCAUGGUCAAGCGCGGCUGCUUGGACCUAUGCCACGAGGUGGGAAAGAGUAGGGGCUAAGGUCACCAAUCAGAUCUCCUUGACAGGACCUGCGGGUCUUCAUUGCUUGGAGCCCGUUUUCAUAGAUACUAGUCAAGGAGCAAACAUGUUGGCAAUCUCCUGUUGGACAGCAAAGGCAGAAGAAGAGGAGAUAGAAAACUUGACGCUUCGAGCUAUCGAGAUGCUGCGGAUUUUGCAGCAAGCAGCGGCGAGCAAGGAAACUUGGUUUGUGGUGGUUGCUGGCAACGGGGCCUUCGCAGAGGCUUGCUUCAGUGCAGUGUCCAGCAUGCUUCGCAGCGCCUUGUGCGAGCAGCCAUUGGAUGUGCAGGUGGUCCAUGUCAAUGCCACUACAUGGGAAUCGGUGAGGUCCAUCCUGGCAGAGACGAAACUGCCACUGAUCUCUGAAGAUCCUGUUUGUCGUGUAGUGGAUGGUGUGCUGGAAGCACCGCGGCUGCAGAAGUGGAUUCCGGACAGCUCUGUGACAAGAGCUGCUAUUUGCACGGGGGGCCGAUAUGUAGUCACUGGCGGCAGCGGUGCUCUUGGUGAAAGCUGUGUGCAAUGGCUUUUGGGUCGAGGAGCUGGACAUGUGACGAUCUUGUCUCGAAGCGAGCCUGAGUUUUCUGAUGAACGUGUGAGAUGGCUCAAAUGUGAUGUGUCCAAAGCCGCUGAUUUGAAAGCCACAGCUGCAAAAUGCAAAGACUCCCAAGAUGUCAACGGCAUCGUUCACGCUGCUGGGGUGUUGGCUGAUAAGAUGUUGGCUGAGCAGACACAGCAGAACAUCCGCAUGGCUUUUGGCCCCAAGGUGUUGGCUGCCUUGCUGUUGCCCAAGUUGCUGGAACCAACAGACUUUGUCGUCUUCUUUUCAUCGGUUGCUGCGGUGCUGGGAAGCCCUGGUCAGGUGCCUUAUUCGGCAGCAAACGCAGCCCUUGAUGGCUAUUGCGCAUUUGCCGUGCGUUCUCAAGGUACCAGGAUGCUCAGCGUUCAAUGGGGCCCCUGGAAGGAAGCUGGCAUGGCAGCGAACGAGAAGGCUUUGAGGCGCGCAAGGGAUUUCGGCUUUGGCGCGUGGAGCAACGACCAAGGUUUCGUUGUGAUGUCGAAUGUUUCUUUCUGCAACGCAUUGUCUGGCAAUAAGGCAGUGGUGACUACACUGAAGAACCUCACUGAAACCAUGCUGGGGCAUGAAGUCAGCGCAGAAGAGCCUUUGAUGGAUGCUGGCAUGGAUUCACUCUUGGCAGUGGAGUUUGCCCGCCGCCUCAGCCGAGAAUUUGGGCAAGUGUUGCCAGUGACUAUUGUAUUUGAUUGCCCGACACUCGGUGCCAUUGCGGACAGGAUCAAAAGGGGCAUGACAAAACAUGGUCUUGUAGAGACAACUUCGAAAGCAUUGCCCGUGGGGCUCACCAAUGAAAUGGCUCUUGUCUCAGCAAGCUCUUUGCUUCCGUUCUGUUUCGGCCUUGACAGUAUGCUUCAAGGGUUGGAUUGUGUGACAGGUGUACCAUUUGCCAGACUGGAUCUUGAUGUGUACUAUUCUCCAGAUAUCGAGGCUGAGGGUAUGACGUACACGAAGCAUGCAGCUUGUAUGGAUGGUGUUGAGUGGUUUGGCAACUUCUUCAACAUCAAUGCAACAGAGGCCAGGACCAUGGAUCCACAGCAACGCCUUCUCUUGGACACAGCUGUCUCGGCGAAUUGCAAAGCCUUGGAAAGGUCUGAUGCUGCCGUUGUUGUGGGCAAAGCCAAUCAUGACUGGUCAUUCCAAGAUCACCUAGCUACAUCGUUCAUGGGCACUGCUGUAUCCCCUGCGAUCACUGCCAAUCGCCUUAGCUUCCUCCUGAACUUGAAGGGGCCUAGCGUGACGAUUGAUACAGCUUGCUCGUCCAGCCUUGUCGCGCUUGCUACAGCGAUGAGAUUGCCAAGCUCUCAAGCUUUGGUAGGUGGCACCCAUGUGAUCCUGAGCCCUGUGCCAUUCAUUGGAUCUUGCGCAGCAAAGAUGCUGUCCAAAGUUGGCCGCUGCCUGACCCUUGAUGCAUCCGCUGACGGAUAUUGCAGAGGUGAGGGAGUAGGAGCUCUGAUUUUGCAGCCCAGUGCAGAUGCCAAGGUUGCCGAAAUUCUUAGUGUGGCAACCAAUCAUGAUGGGCGAAGUGCCAGCCUCACCGCUCCAAAUGGGAAGGCGCAGGAGAACCUCUUUCGAACAAGUUUGGCCUUGGCUUCUUUGCAGACAGUGGAUGUUGUGGAGCUUCACGGUACUGGAACUAAGCUUGGUGAUCCUCUUGAAGCAGCUUCCACCAUGGCUGUUUUUGGCAAGUCAGGCAAGCCUGUUUGUGGAGCUGUGAAAUCAAACAUGGGUCACUUGGAAGGAUCAGCUGGUAUGGCUGGUCUCUUCAAGCUGAUUUGUACUCUUCGCAACAAAGCUGGGCCUCCGAAUCUGCAUCUGAAGUGUCUCAACCAACACAUCUCCAGCAACAUUAUUGUGAGCGAAGCCUGUGCCGACCUCAGACAAGGCACGGCGACCUUGUCGGGGGCAGUGUCAUCUUUUGGUUUCGGUGGCAGCAACGCCCAAGCGCUUUUGAUGCCUGGCACCACAGGCUCCGGCGCAGUCAAUUGGGCCAAGGGCAAGCGCAGCAAAUCCGAAACUUUCCUACCUUGGCGACGGUUGCUCAUUCCACUCCUCAGAAGAGAUGGAGAAUCAGAUUUUGCUGUGCAGCUUGACGACGUUU
Messenger RNA from Durusdinium trenchii, 4879 nucleotides. The record is from the annotation of a GenBank genome assembly. Lineage: Eukaryota; Dinophyceae; Suessiales; Symbiodiniaceae.